This is a messenger RNA of Haemonchus placei, 222 nucleotides long. The record is from the annotation of a GenBank genome assembly. Lineage: Eukaryota; Metazoa; Nematoda; Chromadorea; Rhabditida; Trichostrongylidae.
AUGCUAAGGAACAUAUUGGCUUGUUUGUUUCUGAUCACAUUCAUUUUCACCAAUGUAGCUGCUCAAUAUGGCUAUUAUGGUGCACCUUAUUACGGAGGCUACUACGGCGGUUACCAUCCAUAUUACUCACCUUACGUCGGCGGCAUGUACGGUAAUCCAGUGCGAGGUGCACUUCGAGGAGCUCUCAUCGGAGCCAUGAUCGGAGGUCUUGCUGGAGGAUAA